AUGGUUGAAUUGUUCGACAAGAAGAGAAAGAUAGAGGGAGAUAGUGCUGUAAAAAAAGCUCCAAAACCUUCGAGGAUUUUCAGUCCCUUUAGAGUCUUGGGUAAUGUCACAGACUCAACUCCGUUUGCCAUAGGUACCUUAGGAUCAACAUUUUACGCUGUAACAUCUACUGGAAGAACAUUUCAAAUUUACGACUUGGCAACACUACAUUUAUUAUUUGUAUCUCAAUCACAAACCAAAUCCAAGAUUACCUGCUUUGCUACUCAUCACCAUUAUGUUUUUGCCGCUUACGGCAACGAAAUUGGGGUUUACAGACGAGGAAGAUUAGAAAAGACGUUGACUUGCGAAACCACUGGUGUCAUUACUCACUUGUGCUAUUUUGGGGAGUAUCUUGUAGCAGGUAGUACUGAAGGUGAUUUAUUGGUAUUCAAAAAGUCUGAAGGGUCGAAAUAUCCAUCUGAAUUAUAUUCUGUCCUCAAGGCCGUCAAUGCCAGCGUUGAUGGAGACAUAGUUGGAAUUGUGCACCCACCCACAUAUUUGAACAAAAUUGCAGUUGCUACAACCACCUCUGUUCUAAUUGUGAAUGUUCGUCUGGGUAAAGUGUUGUUUAAAUCACCGCAACAUCAAUUCGGCGAGGAAAAUAUUUCUUGCAUUGAAUGCGCUCCUGCACUUGAUAUUGUAGCUGUUGGGACUUCUACUGGUGAUAUUUUUAUCUUCAAUUUAAGAAAAGGUACGAUCUUGGGAGACAAGAUUACCACAUCAGGAUCAGAAUCAUCUUUUAAAGUGACGUCGAUUUCGUUCAGAACAGAUGGUGAGCCGCAUUUGGUUGCUGGUUUGAAUAAUGGGGAUUUAUACUUUCACGACUUGGAUAAAAAUAGUCGUGUGCAUAUAUUAAGGAACGCUCACAAGGAGUCAUUUGGAGGUGUAGCAAAAGCACAAUUUUUGAACGGACAGCCUAUUGUUUUAACCAAUGGUGGUGAUAACCAUUUGAAAGAAUUUGUCUUUGAUCCUAGUCUCACUUCAACAAACUCCUCAAUAAUUACACCGCCACGUCAUUUAAGAUCAAGAGGUGGUCAUUCGGCACCACCGGUAGCUAUAACAUUUCCCGAGGAAGACAGGACUCAUUUUAUAUUAAGUGCCUCCAGAGAUCGGUCCUUUUGGAGCUUUUCGUUGAGAAAAGAUGCGCAAGCACAAGAGUUCUCUCAGAGAAUGCACAAAUCAAAGGACGGAAAAAGACAAGCAGGAGUCAUCGCUUCAUUGAAGGAGAAAUUCCCCGAAAUUAUUGCAGUUUCCUCAUCAGAGGCAAGAACUGGUGAUUGGGAAAACAUAAUAACCGCACACAAGGAUGAACCUUUUGCUAGAACUUGGGACUCCUCUACCAAAAGAGUCGGAAGAAAUGUUUUGAACACCGUUGAUCAAGGUUUUUGCAAAGCUGUUUGCAUUUCACAAUGUGGUAAUUUUGGUCUUGUCGGUUCCUCAUUUGGGGGCAUUGGUGUUUACAACUUACAAUCAGGCUUAUUAAGGAAAAAGUACAUUUUGCAUAAACAAGCCGUGACCGGUCUUGCAAUCGAUGGAAUGAACAGAAAGAUGGUAAGCUGUGGUUUAGACGGAAUUGUUGGUUUCUACGAUUUUGGUAAGUCUAAAUACUUGGGAAAACUCCAACUAGAUACGCCAAUUACUUCUAUGGUAUAUCACAAGCAAUCAGACUUGAUAGCAUGUACAUUGGACGAUUUAUCAAUUGUUGUGAUUGAUGUAACCACGCAAAAAGUUGUCAGAGUACUCAUUGGUCACUCAAAUCGAAUUUCAGGUUUGGACUUUUCUCCAGAUGGAAGAUGGAUUGUAUCCGUUGGUUUGGACUCAACUUUGAGAACAUGGGAUUUGCCUACAGGUGGAUGUAUUGACGGAGUUGUGUUGCCUGUGGUGGCCACAUCAGUGAAAUUUUCUCCUCUUGGUGAUUUAAUCGCAACGACCCACGUUUCAGGUAACGGUAUAUCGUUAUGGACCAACCGUGCUCAAUUUAAGCCGGUAUCAACAAGACAUAUUGAAGAGGAAGAGUUUUCUACGAUUUUAUUGCCAAACGCAGCAGGUGACGGUGGAUCAACUAUAUUAGAUGGUGCUUUAGAUGAGGAACAAGACAAAGACGAAUACGCCUUAGGGAAGUAUGACUCUAAAAGUCAAAUCAAUGAAAGUUUAAUAACGUUGUCCUUAGGCCCAAGAACUAAAUUCACCACUUUGAUUCAUUUGGAUGCUAUCAAGCAAAACAACAAGCCCAAAGAAGCAAUCAAGAAACCAGAAAAGGCCCCAUUCUUUUUGAGCUUGAGCGGUGAAGCGGUAGGUGACAGGGCCUCAGUUGCUGAAGGUCUGCAACACAAAGAAGUGCAAGGAUCUGCUAAAGAAGAUAGUAGGCUCUUAUCCUUGAGCGAGGCGAAUGGGCACUCUUUUGAAAGUGAGUUUACAAAGUCGUUGAGAUCUUCUGCAGAAAGAAAUGACUAUGCUUCAUUCUUGGAGUAUCUUGUCAAGUUAUCUCCCGCAACCUUGGACCUCGAAAUUAGAUCUUUAAAUUCACAGCCACCUUAUCAAGAGAUGACAAAUUUUAUCAGGGCAUUGAUCAUUGGGUUAAAGGGUAAUACAAAUUUCGAGCUUAUAGAAACCAUAUUUUCACUAUACUUCAAAGUUCACGGAGACAUUGUCCACCAAACCGAAGAAUCAUCAGAUUUGCGUAUUACAUUGAAUGAAUACACCCAAGUUAGCCAAGAGAUGAAUGAGAAGAUGGAUGAAGCGGUCAAAUACUGUUCCAGUGUAAUCAAUUUUAUUUUGUAG
Messenger RNA from Lodderomyces orthopsilosis Co 90-125, 2820 nucleotides. RefSeq names its product rRNA-processing protein (gene UTP21). NCBI's taxonomy places the organism in Eukaryota, Fungi, Ascomycota, Pichiomycetes, Serinales, Debaryomycetaceae. Bases 1 to 2820 code for a protein of 939 amino acids. Gene Ontology annotation, molecular function: protein binding. The record is from RefSeq and is a predicted model, not a curated record. Gene Ontology annotation, biological process: rRNA processing. Gene Ontology annotation, cellular component: Pwp2p-containing subcomplex of 90S preribosome; small-subunit processome. The transcript has a single exon.